AUGACUGUCGAUGAGAAAGUAAAUGCUGAGGACACCGAGCUGGGAAGUCCUCGCGACUCGCUCGAGGAACAGGAGGUCUUCAAGAAGACCGAGGACGGUGUUAGCUUUCGCAAUGUCGGCUGGUUUAAGGCGUGCAUUAUCUUCGUGAAGGUCCUCUUCGCGACGGGAGUGCUUUCCAUGCCAUCAGCGCUGUACUCCCUCGGCGCAGUGGGUGGGUCGAUCAGUAUCGUUGCCUGGGGCGCUUUCAACACCUAUUCCUUUGUGAUUCUGGGCAACUUCCGGAAAAAGCAUCCUCACUGCCACUCCAUCGCUGACAUGGCGGAGGUAGCCGGCGGCUAUUUCGCGAAAGAGCUGACUGGCCUCAUCUUUCUCAUCGGCUACGUUCUUGUCACAGGCAGUGGUAUCAUUGGAGUUUCAACUGGUUUGAACGCCCUUUCGCAUCACGCUGCAUGCACUGUUUGGUGGUCAUUUAUUGCGGCGGUCGUGAUUAUCGCGACAGCUUCAGUGCGUAAGCUCCAACAUGUGGGCUGGCUCACUUACGCAGGUUUUAUCUCGAUCUAUGCCGCAGUCUUCAUUGUUGUCAUUGCAGUAACCACGCGCGACCGCCCGGCCGCCGCACCUCAGGAGGGCCCCUAUGAUCUCGGUUACCUAGCCAUCAACAACCCCGGAUUUGCCGCUGGUAUGGUUGCCUCUAGCACUAUAUUCGUGUCCACGGCUGGCACCAGCGCUUUUAUCCCGGUAAUGUCGGAAAUGCGAAAUCCAAAAGACUACAAGAAGUCGCUAUACCUGUGCAUGGCUUUGGUUACCGCAUCUUACCUUGCUUUCAGCUUGGUUCUCUAUCGCUGGUGCGGACAAUGGGUUGCCAGUCCAUCCUUAGGUAGCGCCGGACAAACCAUCAAGAUGGUGUCUUACGGUGUUGCUUUACUGGGGCUGGUUGUGAGCGCUACAAUUUACCUGCAUCGGGAUACCUCUAAGAUCGCCGCCAAAUACAUCUUUGUGCGUAUUUUGGGUAACACACGUCAUUUGCAGUCCAACACAGCUGUCCACUGGGCUACUUGGUUGAGCUGCACGAUUAUCCUCGGUGCAAUUUCUUUCAUUCUCGCGGAGGCUAUCCCUAUUUUUAACUACUUGAUUGCCUUGGUCGGUUCUGUUUGCUUUGCCCCUCUCGCCAUGUCCCUCCCUGGCCUAUUGUGGCUGCAUAGCAACCGUCACUACCGGAAAGGCACCCUGAUACAGAAACUGAUUUAUUUGCUACACUGGGGAAUGGUGCUGCUCGGAAUAUUUUUCCUAGUCGGUGCAACGUACGGUGUCGUUAUCCAAAUUAUCGAUGCCUACGCCACAGGAACAAUUGGCUCUGCUUUCAGCUGCGUUGACAACUCGAACUCGUCUUAA
Penicillium atrosanguineum is the source of this 1392-nucleotide messenger RNA. Its product is annotated as cytochrome P450 3 monooxygenase. The record is from RefSeq and is a predicted model, not a curated record. The coding region runs from base 1 to 1392 and encodes 463 amino acids. The transcript has 4 exons. Lineage: Eukaryota; Fungi; Ascomycota; Eurotiomycetes; Eurotiales; Aspergillaceae. Gene Ontology annotation, cellular component: vacuolar membrane. Gene Ontology annotation, biological process: amino acid transmembrane transport. Gene Ontology annotation, molecular function: amino acid transmembrane transporter activity.